AUGAGUAUUGUCUUUUACAAGUUCAAAUCAGCAAAAGACUUUGACACCUGCACCUUUGAUGGUGCAGGAAUCUCUGUCUUUGAUUUGAAGAGGGAGAUUAUGUUUGCAAAGAAGCUGGGAAAAGGCCAAGACUUUGAUCUGGCUCUGCAUAAUGCUCAGACAAAAGAAGAAUACACAAACGACACGACCAUUAUCAGCCGCAACUCGUCUGUUUUGGUGAGUCGUAAUCCACCGAGCAGACCAGGAAAAGGUACAGCACAACGAUAUCUAAGUGCGGCUGCUGCUCCCAUACCUACUACUACAUCAGCACAAUCAUUUGGUGGAGGUCGUGGUAAACACAUGCAUCAUUCAAAUGCUCCUGGUGGACAUAUGGCUGUACGACCCAUGUCUUUAAAUAACGUUGCAAGACCUCCUGGGUCGGAUGAAGCUACAAUUGGAGCUGAUGGUGCAGCUACACCUGACCGGAUUUCACUCAUGUUUAAACAAGAGGCUGAUCAAUGGAAAGAAACCCAAGAUCGAAUGGCUGUCCAACGGCCAAUAUUUCGGCCUACUAUGGGUCGAGGAAGAGGCUUUAUACCCCCUCCUGGAGAACAACGCCCUCCUCCAGCUGGUUAUAUUUGCUACCGAUGUGGCCAGCGUGAGCAUUAUAUCAACAUGUGCCCGACAAUUGGUGAUAAAGAUUUUGAUAACCGACCGAAAUUGAAGCGUACAACAGGCAUUCCAAAAAUGUUUCUCAAAACGAUUGAAAUUAAAGACCCAAGCUCGGGCAUUAUGGUCACCCAAACUGGCGAGUUUGUUGUGGCUCAACCCAACGAUGAGGCGUGGAUACGACAGAAUGCACAGCGUCGUACACAUGUUGGUGCAGGAGAUGUUUAUGAAAUGGCUCCAGUACUUCCCGGAUUCGAGUGUUUGAUUUGUCAAAAACUAUUGCGCGAUGCCGUGAGCACCACAUGUUGUAACAGCAACUUUUGUGACGAAUGUAUUCGUCUUGAACUACUUGAGCCACAAGAUCCUUUGAUGAAAUUCAAGUGUCCAGUAUGCGGUUCAGAUCAAGUUCCCGAUCAGUUGUUGACUAACAAGACACUGCGUCAACAAGUACAGUCUCACUUGCAUGAAUUUGCUACCAUGUCAAAUGGAGUAGCUGGAGAAACUGGUGACAGUGUCGCGACGGGCGAUGCUGGAUCUCACACACCUGCUCAAAGUACUGACAUGUCUUUAGGCGUAUCUGAUGCUAAAUCCGCUGAAAACACUGGCACAGUCAAGACAAAAGAAGGUGCGCGACACAUAUCUGCCACAAGUGAUGGCAACACAACCUCCCGACCAAUUGAAUCAGCAAACAACAAUGUUUCUGUAGAUCGAGAUGAACAACGCAACAAAAACUACAAAGACAAUCGCAGCGGAUCAACUCACCAAAUGAAUCAAUUCAAUAAUCGAAACAAUCAUGGAAACGGGGGUAGAUCCGCUCAUGGAAAUCAAGGAUCGGGCAAUCGUAAUGUAGCAUCGCGUAUGAAUUCACAACCCAUGAUCCAUCCCAUGGCAAUGAUGGCUCAGUUUGGACAGCAUCCGUUUAUGCCAUUAUCCGGUAUGCCUCCCAUGGCACUUCAACAGCAAGCAAUGAUGCAGGGAAUGGUGCCAAAUGGAUUUACUGGAAUGCCGUUUCGUCCACCUUCAUUUCCCUUUCCACCCAAUGUAACUGGGUUUCCUUCUAUGAUGAUGAUGCCUUCUUCAGGAGCGCCGUUUUCACAGCAAAUGAAUGGUAGUCGUCAACAUGACUAUGAUCAGGAUUCACGUCAAGAAAGUGAUAAAACUCGAUCCCGUGGACGUGAUGAUGAUGACCGAGGUGAUUUGAACCGAAGUAAACGGCAACGAGCAGAUGAGAGCGAAAACUCGGAUCGUAAUCAUUAUGAACGAAAUACAAAAUCUGACUCAAGACGGGACGGAGGACAUAGCAGAGACCGACGAUCUGAUCGAGGGUUGUCAGACGAACGCAGUCAUGGUAAAAAUGAAGACUCUAGUAAAAGAUUUGAUCGAGGUAAAAAAACCAAGUGA
Molecule: messenger RNA, 2049 nt
Organism: Batrachochytrium dendrobatidis JAM81
Lineage: Eukaryota; Fungi; Chytridiomycota; Chytridiomycetes; Rhizophydiales
Product: cleavage polyadenylation factor subunit MPE1
Exons: 7
Coding region: 1-2049 (682 amino acids)
Biological process (GO): ubiquitin-dependent protein catabolic process; protein ubiquitination
Cellular component (GO): nucleus
Molecular function (GO): ubiquitin protein ligase activity; nucleic acid binding; zinc ion binding
Source: RefSeq, a predicted model, not a curated record